Molecule: messenger RNA, 303 nt
Organism: Elaeis guineensis (African oil palm)
Lineage: Eukaryota; Viridiplantae; Streptophyta; Magnoliopsida; Arecales; Arecaceae
Source: RefSeq, a predicted model, not a curated record
AUGGCCUCCAGUUCACUGAAAUCCUCGGACAGCUGGAACACCUCCUGGACCCUGAAGGAGAACAAGCUCUUCGAGCAGGCCCUGGCAAAGUAUGACAAGGACACCCCCGACCGUUGGCACAAAGUGGCCCAGGCUGUCGGGGGGAAGACACCCGAAGAGGUGAAGCGCCACUAUGAACUGCUUGUCGAGGACAUCAAGCACAUUGAGGCAGGCCACGUGCCGUUCCCCAAUUACAGGUCCAACAGCAGCAGGGGAGGCGGCAGGGCUGAAGUAUUUAUAGCCGCGCUAAAGCAAAAGCUGUAA